Molecule: messenger RNA, 3455 nt
Organism: Hydra vulgaris (swiftwater hydra)
Lineage: Eukaryota; Metazoa; Cnidaria; Hydrozoa; Anthoathecata; Hydridae
Molecular function (GO): DNA-binding transcription factor activity; zinc ion binding
Source: RefSeq, a predicted model, not a curated record
CAUAAUGGUACCAAUCGUAAGCAAUAAAGCCAAUAGCCUCAACUACCACCUUCUAUUAACUUAACUUAUGGCAAAAGACUAAGAGUUCUUAAGAUAUAGCUAUUAGUAUAUACUAAAUGGCGCAAACUCUGGGUAGCAACAAAACACGAUUAGCAAAUGAGCUAGUUGCAAAUGAAAUAUUGUCUCUUACUGAAAAUGUCAAAACAAACUAUCUAAUUGAAGAAAAUGAUAAUUUUGCUGAAGUUUUACAGCAAAACGUAAAAGAGGAGAUAGCUGCACAAUCUCUUAUUCUUAGUUCUAAAAGAGAAUUUUCUUUACAUAAUUCUUUGAAAAUAUAUAACCAAGAUGAACAAAAUAAAAAUUUCCAAAACAUAAGUCUUCUAAACAGUUCCGUUAUAAACAACAUACCAAAAAUUGUGUCUCUUCAAUAUGAACACAAUUACGAUGCGUCGCGCGAUAACAUACAUUCAUUAGAUAAUAUUAAUUGUGCUGUUAGUAGUAAUAGAAGUAAUACAAAAGAUUUCAAUCUUCAACACAAAGAUCAAAAUGAGAUUGAAAGUAUUAACUCUAAAGAACCACUGAAUCAACUUGAUGCUUCCAAUGCUACUAAUUCAAUACCAUUUGAAACUAGGGUUGCACAUAAUGUUUUGGUAUCAAUAAAUUCAACAGUAAAUUCAUCUGAUGCUAGUGAUGAUUCACAGCAAACAGACAUACUUAUGACAGAAGUUGAGCUUCAACCUUCAUUAGAGUUGUCAAAAUAUCCUCAACUAUUUGUCUGUACAACUGCACAAGAAGCUCACGAGUUAGUAAAGCAAUAUGCUGAAGAAACACUAUCAACAUUUGUUUCCAUGCGAAAAAUGAAACAAUACGGAAUAACAGAAGGUGGAAUAGACAUGGGUAGAAAAAAUUAUAGAGUGUUUUUUGAAAGCCCGGAUGUUCAAUUCGAUGGUGUACCAUAUGUUUAUGUUGCCGACAAAAUGUAUAUUUGUCAUCUUGGUAAAGAUAAGACUGAAGUUACACGACAAAAAAUUCGUUUACAAAGUAUGGAAAAAAGAAUCAAGAUGGGUCUUCCUAUUAAGGAAGUACCUGCAACUCGUUUGCGUACAAAAAAAAUUGACUGUCCUGUAAAAAUUACUGUAAAGAUGAUUGCCAAGUUUCCACAAUUUAAGGUUCCACGGAAAACAAAGCGCGUAUGUGAAACUGCAUCAAAAAAAGUUAGGCAAACAUUACUUGAGACUAAUGGAAAAGUAAGCUGUUACUUUGCAUUCAUUGGUCGAUUGCCUGGUCUUAAUGAGCACAAUCAUGGCGUUGGAGAGGAAAAUGCUGACCAUGAACCGAUUGAUCCAUUGAUUAAAGACAAAAUAAUCAGAUUAACUUGGGAGGGCAAUACUAAUCUCAAUGAUAUAAAAAAACAACUUGAUGACUAUGUGGAAAAAGAUCUUUUUUCUGGUAAAAUUCUUCCCUCAAAAAAUAGAAGAAGAUAUUAUCCUAGCACAAAAGAUAUUAGAAAUUAUAUGAACAAAGCUAAAAUGCUAACAAGACUUUCAUCUGAGAUUCGUGAAGAACUUAAUGUGCUUGCCAUAAAGCUUCAACAGUCACGCCCAACUGAAAAUAUAAUUAUUCAGUCUGAAUAUGUAGAUAGUAAAGAUCCUUCUGCUAUUUUAAAAGAAGAUCAUUCACCAAAAACAACGUUAAUUUUUUGUCACCAAACCCCUCAACAGCAAAGAAUACUUAAAAGGUAUGGCAGUAAAGUUAUAUUAUGUGAAAUCACUAAUAGUGUUCAACAUGUGCCAUUUCCAAUGUUUUGUCUAUUUGUGCAAACAAAUGUGGAUCAUCAGUUGGUUGCAACAUUUAUAUUGGAAAUAAGGAACAAAGAAUCAAUAAUACAAGGAUUAAAUACUGUGAAAGAAUGGAAUCCAGGCUGGAUGCCUAAGUAUGUAACAAUUGACUAUGCAGAAGAGCAAACAGAUGCCAUUCAAAAUGUUUUUCCAGCUUGUGGUUUGUUUAUUUCGGAUUCAUCCCGACAACGGAAUUGGCAUGAGUGGCUCAACAAAUCAGAUUAUGCAGUACAAGGUGAUUUGGGUAUCUUAUUUGAACAUUUUCAGUCAAUCGCUAAUGCAUAUAAUGAAGAGGUUUUACAUGAAGCUGCACUACAAUUAGAAAAUUCAGAAGUGUGGCGAGGUUGUGCAAAUUUAAGGAGUUGGUUUAAUUCAAAGUGGUUGUUGGAAGCUAAGAAAUGGAUUAUGGGUUACAGACCGGAAGAUUUUAUGACUGCAAUUCACACUGAAUCAACUAUAGAAAUGGAUGUGAAGCUAUUAAAAGAAGCGCAUAUAAAUCUAAUGAGAGGCAAAAAGCUGGGUUCGUUGAUUGAAAAGCUUGUAGAUAGAAUAAUUCCAGAUUUUUACAGAAGGUAUGUUGAAUUAAAUCGAAAAUCGUAUACUCAAGCAAAUGAACUAAAGGUUUUAUAUGGUGAUCAGUUGCCAACAUGCUUAGUUGAUAAACCUGCUUCUGUUAUCCUUCAUGUUCUUGAUCAAAUCAAGUCAAAUGAUUCAGCAAUUUAUCAGGUCAGUCAUGUACAACCGGGUUUGUUUUGGGUACAAGACACAUCUGGAGCAGAAAAUAAUCAAUCAUACACUGUCUCAUUUGGGGAUGCUAGCAAUCUUCCUUCAUGCAAUUGUGUUAGUUGGCAACAGUAUAAACUUCCUUGCAAACAUCUUUGUUCAGUAUUUAAUUCUUUUCCCGAUUGGGGUUGGGAUAUGCUAGAUGUUUGCUACACAUCAAAUCCAUUAAUUAAUCUAGAUUAUUCUUGUAUAAAGCCAUGGGUAGAUGCUCAUGGUAAAUUAGGGAUACAUCAAAUUGCAACUACUUCCACCCCUGUAAAAACAUUAAAUAUUAUUAUAAAAAAUCAAUCUAAAUCACAUCCCCAAAAAGAGAUAACGCAACCAGCUAAUCAUUAUAAUUCAAUAUCAGAAACCGAGUUAAAAAAGCAACACUCUUUUAAAACACAACUUUCUGAUGUAAAUGAAUCUGAUGAGCAGAGAAAAGAUCUUGUUCUUCGAUGUGAAGAUCUAUUAAAGAGUAUAACAACUUAUUCAAAAGAAGACAAACAUGAUCAUUUAAAUAAACUAAAAUUUGAUUUGCAAGUUUCAAUAAAAUUAUUAAAAAAAUCUACAGCUAAACGUUAUGCAGAAGAAUGCAAUGACAUUAACUCCAAAAAGUUAAAAGUUGAUGGUAGUAUAAUAGAUGAUUCUUCUGAAGAAAACUCAUACAUAAGUGAUGAAGAAAUAAUAGGUUUUCAAAUAAGUGAGGAGAAAGAGACUGAGUUAUGUAAUGAUGUUUUAAAAGAUGAUCUGAAUGAUUCAACAGAUCUUUUAGAAGAUCAUAUAACUUCACAUUUACAGAGUGACAAAGUAUGUAGUUAAACCUAAAUUAUAAUUAUGUAAUGUAUUUGGAAA